UCAAUUAAAUCUCCCCUCGUUUAUUCGCCUAUCUCUUUCUACCCCAACUUUCUCUCUCAUCUGCAAUUCUGGAGAAGAACAAGAAUCCUCAUUAAUCUUCAAUAGUUCAAUUCUACUUUCUCCAUUUCCAGGUACUAAUUCAAAAAAACCCUUCUCUAAAUUCUUCCCAUUUUUGCUUAUUUCAUCUUGGAUUAGAAUCUUCACAAUGGUUAGAGAACAAAAAGUGGAAACAUUUUACACGAAAUUACGUGAGUCUGUUUCACGGGUCUCAAAUUACUCUGCAGAAAGCUUCGAUUCUUGUGUUUUACCCUCUCCUUUGUUAAUCUUCCCUUCGACUUCUGAUGUAGAUUCACUUUGUGCACUUAAAAUAAUAUUCCACAUUUUAGAAUCAGAUUCAAUUCAAUAUGCUUGUUACCCAGUUUCAUCUUUCAAUGAAAUUCAUAAGUAUUUGGAGCCAACUUUAAGUUUAUCCCCUGAUAUUCCUCUUACUUUGUUGCUUAUAAAUUGGGGUUGUCAUAGAGAUUUGAGGAGGAUGUUGAAUUUGUCGGAUUCUAUGCGGGUUUUUGUUGUUGAUAGUCAUCGUCCUAUUCAUUUGCAUAAUUUAAGUGAUGCAAAUGAUCAGGUUGUUGUGCUUUAUACUAAAGACGAUGAAGAACAGGCUGAUUUGAGUUAUGAUUUUGAUAUUUGGCAGUUAGCUAAUGUGAGUGAUUUGAAUAGUGAUGAUGAAGGGGGUGAGGAUAGUGAGGAGGAAGAUGAGAGUGGGGAUGAAACCGAUAGCGAUGAAGAAGGAAGAGACGAGAAGAAGAAAAGACGGGUUUUGGGUGAAGAAGGUUCUAAUCCUGAUAAAUUGUAUAGGAAAUUGAAGAAACAGUAUUAUCAAAUGGGUAAUUUUCAUGGUAAGCCAUCUGGGUGUUUGAUGUAUGAUUUAUCCCAUUCACUGAGGAAAAACACGAAUGAGCAGCUAUGGUUGGCUUGUGUCUCGAUUACUGAUCAAUUUGUUCACGAGAGAUUGACUACUGAGAGGUAUCAAGCUGGGGUUAUGGAGUUAGAACAGCAUAUCACCAGUUUGGGGAAUUUGGAUGCUAUUACUUCUGUGACUUUGAAAGACGGAACUAGAAUUCGAGCACCCGACUCAUCUAGAAUUUCUUACGAGGAUGAGCCAAGAUUGAUGUUGUUAAGGGAAUGGAAUUUGUUUGAUUCGAUGUUGUGUUCUUCGUAUGUAGCGACCAAAUUGAAGACUUGGAGUGACAAUGGUAUGAAGAAGAUUCAACUUCUUCUGGCUAGGAUGGGAUUUGCGCUUAUUGAUUGUCGGCAGAAGUUUCAGUACAUGAAUAUCGAAGUUAAGAGGAAAAUGAAGGAUGAAUUUGAUCGGUUUCUGCCAGAAUACGGGCUUACUGAUUUCUAUUACAGAAGCUUUUUACGGCUUCAUGGGUAUAGUUCAAGGGUUUCGGCAGCUGAUGUGGUAUAUGGGGUUACCGCACUAUUGGAAUCCUUCAUUAAGUUCGAUGGCACUUGUGCUUCCAAGCAGUUCGGUGUAGCGUACGAUGCUUUAUCGUUGAACAAUUUGGAGCAGUUAAGGCUCGGAAUGCAGAAUGCAAUAAAAGUACAGCGAGCUAUUCUUAGACAAGGAAGCACAGCUAUAACCAAAAGGGGUUCAAUACGAAGUGGCAGGAAGUUUAGGUGGGUUAAGCUCGAAGAUUCAGCGGACACGAAGCUUUUAGGAUACCCUCAAGCAUUGACGAAGUUUUGUUAUUUCGUGAUGGAUGCGUUGAGAGAGAAAGGCGCGAGAAUGAAGCCUCUACUAUGUGCGUGCUUAGCGCAGGAACAGGAUAAAGUUUUGAUAGUUGGCGUGACAGGGAAGCCUAGACUCGGGGCAGUACAAGGCAACGCGUUUGGCAUGGCUUUCAAGAAUGCGGCUCAGGAUAUUGGCGUUGAGUCGUUCCACGAGCUGUUUGAAUCAUCUUGGAUAAUUUUGGAUAGAGUUGAUGUUAAUUCAUUUAUGGUUAGGUUAACUGAAGAACUGUAGAAUACUAAUAGAUGAUAGAUGAGUUUUAUUCUAGAAUCUUCCUUCCUCAUUUACUGUAUUUCCUUAGUAUGCCUAAUACAGUUGUAUUUUCUUAAUAAUUUUUGGAUUAACUUGUAUUUUAUGACUAUCACAUUUUAUCACCUUAAUGGAAAAUGUUGUAUACAAUUAUCCACUUCCAUUUUUC
Messenger RNA from Amaranthus tricolor (Joseph's coat), 2210 nucleotides. RefSeq lists its product as uncharacterized. Gene Ontology annotation, molecular function: DNA replication origin binding; chromatin binding; single-stranded DNA binding. Bases 206 to 2026 code for a protein of 606 amino acids. Gene Ontology annotation, cellular component: DNA replication preinitiation complex. NCBI's taxonomy places the organism in Eukaryota, Viridiplantae, Streptophyta, Magnoliopsida, Caryophyllales, Amaranthaceae. The record is from RefSeq and is a predicted model, not a curated record. Gene Ontology annotation, biological process: DNA replication initiation; mitotic DNA replication preinitiation complex assembly; double-strand break repair via break-induced replication. The transcript has a single exon.